AUGGGGAAUUCACCUAACCACAUCAAAUUUAGCUUAAAGGCCACUGGUCAGCUGCAGUCUCCCGCCCUCACGUGGCUCUCAAAUGAGCCACGCUUGGUAUCCCAGUGGCCUCUACAGGGAGAAAAACUGCGGCAAGUAAACUUACUAGUUGAUGAACAAUUGGAAAAGGGACAUUUAGUACCAACAGAUAGUCCCUGGAACUUCUCCAUUUUCACAAUACAAAAAUCAAGUGGAAAAUGGAGGUUACUACAGGACUUAAGGGAACUUAAUAAAAUCAUAGAGCCCAUGGGAGCUCUCCAGCCUGGGCUCCCCACAAUGAUACCCUCAGAAUGGCCCAUCAUCAUUAUAGACAUCAAAGACUGUUUCUUUAACAUCGCUUUACACCCUAAAGACUCUCGUAGGUUUGCAUUCACAGUACCCUCCAUCAACGCAGCAGAACCAUCUCAACACUAUCACUGGACCAUCCUACCUCAAGGAAUGAGAAAUAGCCCCUCUGUGUGCCAGAGAGUCAUCGCAGAGGUCUUGCCUUCAAUUCGUUGGCAGUUUCCCCAGACCAUCCUGUACCACUACAUAGACGACAUCCUACUGGCUGCUGAAUCCAAGGAGCAACUCGCACAACUUCAUCGGACUGUGAAAGCUACUCUAUCAAGACACGGCCUUGAGGUUGCACCGGAAAAAGAACAAAUGACAAUGCCAUGGAAGUACCUAGGAUAUCACAUCAAUAACACCACGACUGGGGGCCCCCUCGUGGUCUAG
Messenger RNA from Lepidothrix coronata (blue-crowned manakin), 756 nucleotides. Its product is annotated as endogenous retrovirus group K member 25 Pol protein-like. The record is from RefSeq and is a predicted model, not a curated record. Lineage: Eukaryota; Metazoa; Chordata; Aves; Passeriformes; Pipridae. Gene Ontology annotation, molecular function: RNA stem-loop binding. The coding region runs from base 1 to 756 and encodes 251 amino acids. The transcript has a single exon.